CACAAACGCGUCACUAGCCUCCCUUUCUAUUACUGAUUACUCAUUCAUACAACAAUUUCAAACUAUUACAACUACUAUAAGUAUCCCGACAUACCGGGAAUACUUCAAAAAAAAAAAAAAAAGAAAAAAGAAAAAAGAAAAAAUCAAGGGCCAAAAAAUUAUACAGAAAGUCGAGAGAGACGCAUUGAUAUAAAUAUGGCUUCAACAUCUGCUGCAUUGGUAAAUGGCCUUGGAUCGGCCUUCCUCUCCGGCGGCAAGAAGACUCAGUCACUGCUCUCAGCCCCUGCUUCCGCCCGGCCCGCGGCCCCCAAGCGGCUCAUUGUAGCGGCUGCCGUCGCCCCCAAGAAGUCUUGGAUUCCGGCCGUCAAGGGCGGCGGCAACUUCAUUGACCCCGAGUGGCUCGAUGGCUCGCUGGCGGGGGACUACGGUUUCGACCCGCUGGGGCUCGGGCGCGACCCGGCGUUCCUCAAGUGGUACCGCGAGGCGGAGCUCAUCCACGGGCGGUGGGCGAUGGCCGCGGUGGUGGGCAUCUUCGUGGGGCAGGCGUGGAGCGGGAUCCCGUGGUUUGAGGCGGGGGCCGCCCCUGGGGCCGUGGCCCCAUUCUCGUUCGGGACGCUGCUUGGGACGCAGCUUCUGCUGAUGGGGUGGGUGGAGAGCAAGCGGUGGGUCGACUUCUUCAACCCGGAGUCGCAGUCGGUGGAGUGGGCCACCCCGUGGUCGAGGACGGCCGACAACUUCGCCAAUGCCACGGGGGAGCAGGGCUACCCGGGAGGCAAGUUCUUCGACCCGCUCGGGUUCGCGGGCACGCUUGAGGGCGGGGUGUACGUGCCCGACGCGGACAAGCUCGACCGGCUCAAGGUGGCCGAGAUCAAGCACGCGCGCCUCGCCAUGCUCGCCAUGCUCAUCUUCUACGUCGAGGCGGGGCAGGGGAAGACGCCCCUCGGCGCACUAGGCUUGUGAUUGAUUCCAAGUUUGUUUAUUUGUUGUGUAAAGGAGAAUCUUGAUUUUAUUGAGCAAUGUAAUUUUGAAUUUUAGCAUACAUUUUUACGUUUGUCUCUCUACAUUUUGCAAAAAUCGAUUAGAGAAUGGUAUCUAUGUCAUAAUGCGGUAAAUUAAUACAUGCAUGUUCUGUUCACCAAUACUAGUUUGAUUAAUCAUCGGUUUUUAUUUAAAUUCUGUCAAUGAAAUAAUAAUAAUAAUAGCAAUGACAAGAAGUGUGAGUUCAACAUCUUCCCUCUUAAUUCGACAACCUACUAACACCACUGCAAAACCCAUGUCAAUAUACAAUGAACACAACACGCAAACCAAAAGCAAAUAAGCAAAAAAAGAUUAUAUAUGAAUGAGUGUUAGAAUAUUUCUUGUUUAUUGUCCCAUAGGAAAGAACAAGAUUAUUAGCAUAGUGGGC
Striga asiatica is the source of this 1405-nucleotide messenger RNA. The record is from the annotation of a GenBank genome assembly. Lineage: Eukaryota; Viridiplantae; Streptophyta; Magnoliopsida; Lamiales; Orobanchaceae.